This is a messenger RNA of Anolis carolinensis (green anole), 3364 nucleotides long. Its product is annotated as zinc finger MYM-type protein 1. The transcript is spliced from 3 exons. Gene Ontology annotation, molecular function: protein dimerization activity. The record is from RefSeq and is a predicted model, not a curated record. Bases 312 to 2900 code for a protein of 862 amino acids. NCBI's taxonomy places the organism in Eukaryota, Metazoa, Chordata, Lepidosauria, Squamata, Anolidae.
CUUGGGUCAUUUAGCCCAACCCCUUCUGCCCUUGUGCCGUGGGGGCCGGAUAAAUGGCUUCGAUGGGCCGCAUCCGGCCCCCGGGCCUUAGUUUGGGGACCCCUAAUAUAGAGUAUUAAAAUGGGUUGGAUAUUGUAGAAGGUUGGAGUGGAGAUAAAUGAUUGGGAUGAUGGGCGGGCGCUAGGACCCAGGGGACAGCUUUUUCCCAUUGCCUGCCUUUCCUGUUGCCGGCGGCCAUUAUUGCUGUAUCUUUCCCUCCCUCCUGGCAUGGCUCCCGAUGGUGCGUUGUGGGUUCUGUCCAUGUGGAGAAAAUGUCCAGCAGGAAAAGGCCAUCAGGAGCAUUUCAUCAUAAAAGGAAGUUGCAGCAUUGCAAAGAAGAUGAGAAUCAAGCUAAAGCAUUGCAAAGGUUUUUAACGACUUCACCAUCAUGUGAGACAGGAAACAUAGAGACAACUAAAUUGACUGAAUCAGAUCAUGAUGACGAUGGCAAGAUACCAAUAUCUGAGCCUUUACCUGGAUCAUCAACAAUUCAAGACCUUCCUACAGUGACUACAGCAACACCAUUAGCACCCUCAAUUAUUGGUUGUGACAUAAUUGGGACCAACACGGGAGAUGUGCAUGAUGAUUUAUUAAGAGAUGUAGUCCUACCAUCUAGUAGUCAGCAAACCGUUGAAACUGAACUAAGCAGAGACUCAUUGUUGAUUUCAAAUGAUUGUGGAGAGUGGCCACCCAAAAUAAAUGAUGAGUUACGGAAAAUACUUGUGGAACGAGGACCUCAGCAAGUCAUAGACAAAGAUUUUCCUCAGGACGCUAUGGGUAUGAGAUUUACCUCAAAUCAUUAUAAAAGGAAGCUGUGCAAUGGAGAGCAUGUCCACAGGGUUUGGCUACUAUAUUCUGUAUUGAAAAAUGCAGUUUUUUGUUUUGCUUGCAAAGUUUUUGGAAACACUAAUUCUCCUCUUGCUAGUAGCCAAGGGGAUUCUGACUGGCAGAACUUGGCCGAGACUUUGGCCAGUCAUGAGACAUCCCAUAUUCAUAUGAAAAACCGUGCAUCUUGGCAUGAGCUCUCUGUACGUUUACAGUUAAACAAAACUACUGUUGCAGAACAUGAAAGGCUUAUUCAUGCUGAAACUGAACAGCAAGAUCUGACACGUUUACUAUGUGUAGCAGAGAUUUUGGGGGCACAAGGAUUGGCAUUUCUAGAGGAAAAAGAUGUUCCAUUUGAACAUAAUGGUGGCAACUUUUUUAAAUUGGUAGAACAGAUAGCAAAGUUAGCUGGUGUUAUGGCUGAACAUGUGAGAAGAAUCAAUUCCAAAGAAACACAUGUUCACUGUUUGAACGAAAGUGUCCAGAAUAAGUUUGUUAGUUUCUUGUCAGCCAAGAUCCAGGAUAAUAUUUUACAACAACUAUGCCAGGCAAAAUAUUAUUCUAUUAUAUUAGAUUGCACUCCCGAUGCUAGCCAUACUGAACAAAUGACCCUGAUGGUAAGAUUCAUAAAAAUUGAAGGAAAGAAAGAGGUCUCAAUUAAGGAACAUUUUUUAGGCUUUGUUCCUGUUACCCAUUCUUCAGAUGAAGAUCUCACAGAAAUACUACUCCAAGAGUUAGAAGCACGAGGCAUUCCUUUAAAAUCCAUGAGAGGCCAGGCCUACGACUGUGGUUCUGCAAUGAAGGGAAAGCAUGUUGGACUCCAGAGGAGGAUCCUUGAUUUAAAUCCUAGAGCCUUUUAUGUACCAUGUGGAAACCACUCCCUGAACUUACUCUUAAAUGAUGCAGUUCUGUCUUGCAGUAUCGCAGCAGACUGUUUCAACACAAUACAACAAAUCUUUAGCUUUUUUUCAAAUUCUACUCAAAAAUGGUGUAUUUUGUUGAAGCAUGUUCCAACACUCACAGUCAAACCAUUCUGCAAUACUCGGUGGGAAAGUAGAAUCGAGGCAUUGUUGCCUUUGAGGUUCCACAUUGAAGAAGUCUACGAUGCCUUAUAUGAAGCUUAUGAAGAGCAGAUAUUUGAUGGAUAUUCUAGCAGCCGCGCUGCAGCUCUUCUUAAACAACUGCAAAGCUUUAGGUUUCUGUGCUGUUUAGUGACAUGGCAUGAGAUCCUGCAUAAGAUAAAUAGGGUUAGUAAAUUGUUGCCAAAAGUCACAAAUGAUCUUCAAAGUUCUAUGGAUCUUAUUAAGAGUGUAAAAUCAUUUCUAGAAAGGAUGAGAUCUGAUCAAGGUCUAAAUAGCGUCAUUAUAGAUGCAAAGGAACUUGCAGAAAAAAUCGAUGUUGCUGCUGACUUUGAAAAAGAACUGCCAGCUCGACCAAGAAAUGUAAACAGACAAAUUUCCUAUGAGAGUAAAGAUGAAGCUGUCCAUUCUGAUAAAGAUUCUUUUAAAGUCAACUUCUUCUUUGUUGUGCUUGACACAGCAAUAUCCUUGUUAAAGGAGAGAUUUGAACUAAUGGAAAACCAUAGCAAAAAUUUCAAAUUUCUCUAUGAUAUUUCAAGCCUUGGGAAAAGUUUGAAUGAAACAGAAUUGAAGAAUGCCUGCCAACACCUUCAAACAGUUUUGAGCGAUGGAGAAGACUGCGAUGUGAAUGGUGAUGAUCUGUUUGAUGAGCUACAAAUAUUUGCACAUUUGUUGCCCCCUGGAAGUCACCCAGCUGAAGCCUUGUCUUUCAUAACCAAACGUGGUUUAGUGGCAACUUUCCCAAAUGUCUAUAAUGCAUUGAGAAUUCUGUUAACACUUCCAGUAUCCAUGGCCAGCAGUGAAAGGAGUUUUUCAAAAUUAAAACUAAUAAAAACUUACUUAAGCUCUACUGUGACUGAAGAGUGCUUGAGUGGACUAGCAACCUUGGCCAUUGAAAAUGACUUGUUGGAUGAAAUGGAAUUAGACUUACUAGUACAGGAAUUUUCAAAAUUGUAAGCCAGAAAAAUCUCUUUUUAAUUUUAAAAGUGUUCAAGUUAAUUUGUGUUAAGACAAACUGGAUGUUAAAAUACCCACUCAGUGAUGGGGCCAGAGGCUGGCUAUGUUGCCACACCCAUUGCAAUGGUCCAGGCUGGAGUGGUACUUCUGAAGGACAAGAGUUUGCUUCCUUAAAAAGGAAGUGUCUAUAUUCUUGAGGCUGCGUUCUCCAAAACAAAACUGAUUGAGAGAUUCAACAAGCAUGGGAUUGAGUGCUCUGUUAUUAGCAAGCCUGAAGUUUGAAAAAUCAGAGACAGCUUGACAAGGAAACCUUUGUGUAGUACUUGUAGACCAAAAAUAACAACAAAAACUUAAAAGUGUUGCUAAGUUUAAUAAAACAUUCUUUAAAAAGUUAAUUUGUUAAUUCUAUGUAAUGUAACUAUAUGAAUAUAAUGAUGUAAAUAAACUUCUGGUUUAUAAGGUUA